Molecule: messenger RNA, 1594 nt
Organism: Arvicanthis niloticus (Nile rat)
Lineage: Eukaryota; Metazoa; Chordata; Mammalia; Rodentia; Muridae
Gene: Mei4
Product: meiotic double-stranded break formation protein 4
Biological process (GO): meiotic DNA double-strand break formation; homologous chromosome pairing at meiosis; oogenesis
Cellular component (GO): lateral element
Source: RefSeq, a predicted model, not a curated record
UGUGCUCCCCAUGUUGUCAGAUCAGGAACCACCAAGUUCUGAAAAUACAUUGACUUUGAUGGAUGACUCUGGAUGUGUUUUAUCAAAUGAGCAAAGAAGUGAACCUGCAGAAUUAUCCCAGAAUUUUGUGGAAAGCAUCAAUCCUCCACUCCGUCUCCCACUGCCUCUUGAGAAAAAGCCAUGCACUACCCUGGAAAAUCCUCUAUCUUCUCACAUGCAGUUCUUUCAACAUCUGCUGGAACUGAAGAAAUGGGCAGAGUCUAGUAAUCUGAAAGUAUACUUAACCCACUUUGAAAAAGACUCUUCAACAGUUUCUGAUUCAGUUUCACAGUUGUUAGAUGGUCUGAUCACAUUUUACCAGAAUCUCAAACUCCCUUUCUCAAGCUUUUGGACAGAGGCUAUUGGUACAUUAGCCAGACUGGCCAGUGAUUUUAAUUUAUCAAAUCAUAUUUUUAAAAGAUGUUCUAAGAAGUUAGAAGAAUUUGAAAAGACUCUACUCCAGGCUAUUUUAGGGAACAACAGUAUAAACCGGUUCCAGGUGCAGUGUUAUGUCUCUCAGAGCCUAGUAACCCUAGGAGGCUGCAGCUUGUUGAGGAAGUCUAUUAUACCACUGCUCCUAUCAGAAGUGAACAGCUUUGUGGAUGAACUGGGAGCCAUCGAUCAGGAUCAAGGCAAUUAUGAUGUGACACGCUAUGAAAAUAUUUUCUCCCUGUUUUGGAUUCUGGAACAACUUCUUCAACAGGAAACUCAGGGAGACCCCACUCCACACACGGAUCUCAGCAGCCCAGAAAUUCAGACAUUUCUUCAGAAGCAUGAUGAAACCAUCUUCCGACUUUCUGAUGCAUUUCCUUUAUUUACAUUUUACUUAUGGAGACUGGGCAUUCUCUUGAAUUCAGCAGAGAUGGAAACUAUUAAGAAUCAAUCCUUUCCUUAGCUGUUCACCAUAUAUCAGAAAAUUGUGUGCUUCAGUAUUUCUCCAAAAAAAAUGCUUUUAAAUAAGUAUUUUAAAUUGAUUAACCAAAUAAUCAUUAAUUCAAUUUAAUGAUAAGUCUUCUGUAUAAGAGAUGAUAAAUCAUUGUUCUAUAUUACAAUCAAGCAAUUUCAGUUGACAACGCCCCCUAUGUUCAAAUAUUAUAUCUUUCUUCACUCAAUAGACUAGCUCUUAUUCUCUAACCUGCCCUGUCUCAUAAAAUACAAUAAAUUGUCAAUGAUUUCCAUCUGAUAUAAAUUUCAUUACAAAUUGUAAUGAAUUAAAGCUUAAACUUCCGUCAUUUAACAUACUUAAAUACAAGGUUUAAGUAAAUGGUAAAAAAUAAAAUGUAUUAUGCAGCUCCACUCAAGUCAUUUUUCUUUGGAAGAAUAGUUCUGUAGAAAAAGAAAAGGCUUUGGAAAGCAGUGGCUUUUAAUUCUACUUAAUCAACAUGUUUGUAAAGUAUUUUUGAAGUGUUAAUUAGUUCUUUAAAAUGUCCCUUUUAAAACAAUUUUUCUGUUGCUAUAAAACACUAUUGUUCCUAUGAUUGUUAAAAUGUAGUAAAGUUGUGUAUUAUGAAGGCAUAUGGGAUGCUUUUAUAAAUUUUAAUAUUCUACAAUAAAU